Moneuplotes crassus is the source of this 2385-nucleotide messenger RNA. The record is from the annotation of a GenBank genome assembly. Lineage: Eukaryota; Ciliophora; Spirotrichea; Euplotida; Euplotidae.
UUAAAUAAUAGUUAUUUGAAGGGAAAUGGAAGCCAAAGUUGAGAGAAAGACGAAGAGGAUAUAUUACAGUCUGUUAUCGAAGGGCAAGAGGUUGUCAAAUGAAAGAUCUCCAAAAACCGAUCAUUCUAGUAGACUUAGCUAUGAUAUGGAUCAGAGUAACAGAAGGAUCUCAGCUAUUGACAACUCAGUUAAGUUGAUAAAGGAGAAAGCAAAGGAAAUAUUUGAUUUAUGCCCAAAGAAUGUGCUAAAUGAGAAAUCACUGCAAUAUCUCGUCGAAUUGGUAGGAGCAAACUUCUCAACUCGGCUUUUAAUGGAAGUGCUAAUGGUAAAAUGGAGUAAUAAAGACACCACUGUUUCAGGAAAUAUAAACAAUAGCUAUUCCAAAGACUUACAACCUAAAGAAGAGGUUAAGGAAUCGCCAAGGAUUGACAAGGAGAGUAGUUCUAACUCAGAUGAUUACAAAGAUACAAUCCUUUGGAGCAUCUUCGAAUUAAUGAACUUUGCUAAAACUAAAAGACUCAGAAAGUUUGCGGCCUACUUUUUGUGACAUUUCAGCUUCAACAAUAGUAUUAUUCAGAGUAAACUCUGAACUUGCUUUGGCUUUAGCCCGUUGUCAGGUGUUGUAAUUCUUAAUAAUUUCCCUAAGAAUCUGAACGAGUUUGGUGAUCACGUCAAGGGCAAUAAAAACCCAAAAAUUAUGAUCGUAAACUUAAUAAAGGUCCUGAAAAAUAACUGUGGGAAGCAGUAUUCACAAUACCUAGAGGUUAAAAGAAAGAAAAAGAAGUUAUCAUUCUUUUGAUACCCAGAAUUUAAAUCAAAUCUUGCGUCAUUGAAUGAUUUCCCAGAUCCCUUAGAACACCUGAUUGGCUUCUUCGUACCUCAGAAAAUAAAAUGAGAGAAGGAAGUCCCCCUGAUUGACUCUGUUUCUUCAAAGAAAAAUUAUUCGAGUUUUGAUCAAACUUAUGAGAAAGUAGAGAGCCAAAAGAAUAGCUCUAAGACUAAAAAUUCAAAGAAUAAAGCUAAAUCUUAUGCAUCAAAGAGGCUGAAAGAGGAAGUAAAGAGUCAGAGUAGUAAAACUGCGAGGAACACUACUUAUAAGCUAAAAUCUCAAAAUCAGAGGAUCAGUCCCUCAACUCACUCUAGCAAAGAAUCAAAACCUCUCGAACCUAAAAAGCAAACAAUCCCUCCCUCAAGACCCAAGAACCAAAAAACCAAACUUCCCUCUACAAAAGCUUCCAAAACCCGCCCUUCCGUGACUAGUCGUCUCCCCAAAGAUAUUCAGUCUCGUCAGAACCCUCGUAACCCCAAGCACUCAAAAUCCCUCUUAAAGCCUUCCCACAAAAAGGCUGCUAUUAACAUUCAGACUUCAGGAAGAGCUGCUCAGAGAGGCCUUGAAGCUUCCAGCUUCAAGGCCUCUGAGUAUUACUACCAGAUCACGAAUAAUAUUAAUCUUAGUGUGGACUUUAACAAAUAUAUGACGCAGACAACUUUUAGUGAUAGGAACCACUCUGCUGGGUCUGACUUCUCCAAGCCAUCCGAAGUAGACAUCGUCAGGAGGAUACAUCAGAAGAAACAGAAGUUACAGACUAAGAGGGAUCUCGAUACUGCUAAGAAAGCAGCCUCUCGGCAUAUCUCUAUUGUGCUAAAUCAUGGAAAGCCUGACCUUAAGCAGGAGUUUGACAUACAGGUCUGUAAUAAACAAGAUAAGCAAAAAACAAAAAAGAAAAAGAAGUCAAUGUCACCCAGAGGUCUAAAGGACUCAAUAGCGAAACAUAAUGAAAAGAAAGUCAUCCAUUCGGAUAAGAAAAAAUAUAAGAAACCCUCUCCUGUAUCAAAUUACUCACCAAAGGGGAAGAAUAAGGCUGAAAGAAAUCAGGUAGCAAGAAGGAAGAAGAAGAACUUAAGUUCAGACAUUUCUAAGUACAACACGAUUCAGGGAGGUUCAUUGAUUGAUACUAAUGAGACUUGAGAGCCUCUUCACCAUAAUCCUCCUCAGACUCUACUUUCUAAGCCUCGGAUGCAGACUAAUUCCUUACAACUAUCAUUGGCUAAGAUCGAUAGGAAUGCUGCUAAAUUUGAUGCCACCAGUAACAACUACAAAACUGUAAAGAAUCCUAAAAGAUUCUCAAAGAUCCAUAAAUAUCAGAAGGCACUAAGAAAUAGCAACCUGAAAGGACUAAGCUCUAAGAGGUUUCAGGUAACCAAGGGAGCUAAAAUGUCAAAGUUUCUUAACAAAUCAGACUGAAUGGAGGCAGCACUCGAAUCAAUGACUGAGCAGCCAUCAUUGAUCCCACAGAACUUAAUUCCAUUGACGAUGAAGAAGAAAAUGCCUUCUAAUCUUAGAGGACAGCUCUAAAUACAGUUAUUGUCAAGGUUCAUAUUCAA